UGUUGCACUUGGUCACUGUCGUAGAAUAAUUUGUGGUGGCAUUGUCUUCACUAUUUUGACAUUGUUUAAAAACCUACAGUCCAUGUUUGCAGUUAAUUUUAUUCUAAAGAACUUAUCGAUCAUCUUAAUUUCUGUGGGUACAGCAUACUUUUUUCAGUGUGGUGAAAUGAGAUAUCUGUUAAUUUCUGUCAGCUCGGCAGUUCUCAUCACAAUAAUAGUCGUUAUGAUAGGUAUGAAUUUAAGACAUUUGAAAAGAGAGGGAUGCUUUUUGCUCAUCUCAAUAUCUUGCAUGCUCGUCGUUUGGGGGAUCAUAGUUUUUUACAUUGGAUUAGCCAAGGACUCUAUUCUGUUUAUGGAAUUCGCUACAAGUGCCUGUUGGACGUGUGCUGCAACAAUCUUAGAAUUUGUUACUGCAUGUGAAAUGAAACGCUGCAGAGACGGUGAUUCAUCUCUAUUUAGCUAUGAACAAAUAGCUUUCCUUCUAUGGGCAGAUAUUUUAGCAAUAUGCAUAUCAAUAGGAAUGUUUUUUUGGAUAAAUUAG
Molecule: messenger RNA, 541 nt
Organism: Trichobilharzia regenti
Lineage: Eukaryota; Metazoa; Platyhelminthes; Trematoda; Strigeidida; Schistosomatidae
Source: the annotation of a GenBank genome assembly